Molecule: messenger RNA, 1113 nt
Organism: Caenorhabditis elegans
Lineage: Eukaryota; Metazoa; Nematoda; Chromadorea; Rhabditida; Rhabditidae
Gene: srw-120
Product: G-protein coupled receptors family 1 profile domain-containing protein
Exons: 5
Coding region: 1-1113 (370 amino acids)
Biological process (GO): signal transduction; G protein-coupled receptor signaling pathway
Cellular component (GO): membrane
Molecular function (GO): G protein-coupled receptor activity; G protein-coupled peptide receptor activity
Source: RefSeq, marked reviewed
AUGUCUGAAUCGGACUGUAACUUGCUUGAAAUGUACUAUGCAGGUUUUGAAAAGUCGACCGCAAAAGCACUGUGCAACUUUGAAGAAAAGUUCAUACCAUUCGCUCAAAAAAUUCUAAGCUAUUCAUCUGAAAUUUCAAUUUCAAGUGUUUUGAUAAAUCUCAUCCAUUUUUUCAUUCUCACAAGGAAACCAAUGAGAACAUCUUCAAUCAAUAUCCUAAUGGCUGCAGUUGCACUGUACGAUAUUUUAACCUCGUUAAAACAAAUCGAAUUAAUAUUUGAACAGAACAGUGACAUCUUCUUUGAUUGCUACCCCACAUAUACAUUUGGUGUAGGUCUGAGAAGAAUUAUACUUGACAUUGCCAAAGAUUACUCAAGAAGAUGCUCGACAUGGUUUAUAGUUUCAAUCGCUUUUAUCCGAACAGUGAUGGUUCGGAAUCCAUUAAACUCCACGUAUCAGUCUCUAGGAAAACCAAAAGCAUCUGUCGUCGUUAUUGUUGGAGUUUGCGCUGCAAGCUUGCCCAUUUCAGUUUUCAAAUAUUUCGAAAAUCAGUUUGUAGAGAAAGAGCCGCUUUAUGAUUGUGCUCAAAAUGGAACAUAUUACAUUGUUACUAUGUCCGACUUAUUCAUGAAAAACAACGGUUUUCUUGCUAAAUAUUUUUCCUUAUUCAAUUCUUUUGUGUCAGAUAUAAUUCCAUGUCUACUGCUCCCGAUUGUAACAUUAUUACUUAUUAUGAACUUGUGGAAAACCGCUAAAAAAAGAGCAAAUAUCACUUCUGUGAGUAAGAACAAUAAUUCUAUGAGUAAAACUGGAUUAGUAUUCUGUGUAACUAUCACGUUUUUCAUUGUUGAAUUUCCUUAUGGAUUGAGUUUGGGGUUCUUGUGGAUGUUUGACUAUGAUUCGGGCAUUAGUCGCAUACUGUCCUACUUUGGUUUCAUUUUCUCAGUGUUAAUAACCUUGAACACUUGCACUCAUCUUUUCGUUUGCCUAAUCAUAUCAUCUCAAUACCGAAAAACAACCAUCUACAUCUUCUCCUGUGGACUUAUUAAUUCGAAACAGACGAUUGUGAGCAGAAAGGUUACUACAUCGUCUCUAUCAAAAACCCUUCCAUAA